GCACGCUGCCAAUUCUAAAGAAGCCAUGAGUGCAUCGGAAGAUGCAAUGCCACAAUCGGUGGAAGAAGCUGGAGCUUUGUUAGGAGCAGCUAUUACUCGAUAUGGGAAAGGGAGCUUCGUUACGAACAAUCCACCAAAGGGCAUACACUCGUCGUUUGCUGUAAUGUCYCCGGUUCCUUCAUCAGAAUUAUUGGGUCUUCUUCACACGCUGCGGUCCUUGUUGCGAAGCGCGCCGAAAGAAWCSCCGUUGGUAGCUGCUCCUUCACUUUUAGCGGGGGUCUUGAUGAAAUUGUUGGGCAUUUCAAGCAGUUUGGCAGCCAAAAUUCCUUCCAAUGAUGAUCCAAGCAAACCGCGCAACGAYAUUCCUCCCAUGUUGAGCACCGCUAUUCGUCGAGUGUGGGUUGACUGCGUAGUCCUUUGUCACAGUCUAGGGGAAGGGUUAUCAGGUGCACAGAGAAUCAAUUUGUUCGGUUUUGUUCGAGAUAUGAUCAUCUUAGCAGGGCUWAAUCCAAGAACAGCAAGAGCCUUGGGUGGAACACGGAUAGCUGCUCUCGAAGUCAUUUCGGGAUUGUUGGAAGAUAAAAAGCUAUCCGUAAAGUUGGCCUCUUGGGCAUUUGACGUAGCUCAACUGUGUCAGAGAGCACUCAAAUCCAGUGGCAAUGGAGAACCGUCCUAUCGGAUUGCUGCUAUUCGAGUAGCAUGCAGCGUGGCAGUCGCAUCUCGUUCAGCAUUUAUGAAAACGCGUGAGAUCUGGGGAAGUGCGCAAUUCGURUUAAAAGGAGCRUUGGAAGACAAAGCAACUUUCGAGAUGGUCAAAGUUCUCAAGAUUGCCUCCCAAGAUAGGUAUCCAGAGGUGCGGAGUUCGGCCACUCAAUUGGCUUGUCUCCUUGGACCCAUGGCUAUCAAUUUACACAUCAAGUCAUCGUCAUCUCCUGAUGCCGAAGCCACUUCACCAACUUCCUGCUUGGAAGAAAUCAUGACUCUAGCGUUUAGGAAUUUGGAUGAUGAUAGUGCAAACGUGUCUGAGGGAUGGGCGGAGGCCCUAGCGAGAUGUAUGUCCACAUCGAUCGAGUUAAAGAAUCAAUCUGGAAGUGAUUCGAUCAGCACRCCGGAUGCUUCGACUGGAAGAGGCGCGAAGAAAGGAAUGUUGUCAGCGGAAGCAUGCAGUACGUUGCCGAAGGCUAUAAAAUAUUUGGUGAGCGUAUUCAUCAAAGUAGGAGGAGACCUAGCAGCUCCAAGGGCAGGAGGUAACUAUUCCUUGGGCGGCCGUGCUGUCAGGGUUGGUUUCGCUCGAACUAUUAUUCAUUUACUAAGACUCCAAUUGCAGAUUCAAUCAAUAGGCGAGGGCCGAAGUCUAUCUUACAGGGAAUCGAUCGUUAUCAUUCUCGCUAUGGUCGGCAAGGAUAUGGAGACGCAAUUGAAUCCGAUAGAUAGAGGAGUGCCGCCAAUUCCAUACCUAGACGCUAGUACUGUUGUCACCUCUAGGAUUUCAUCCAGCAGUGGCUCUUCGGCAUUUCCUCCAACUCAAAAGGGACGAAAUCUUUUCGGACAAGGUCCGAAGGUCUCUCAUGCUGAUGGUUGCAUUGCGCGUUUGCUCACAAAUCAAGUUCUCAGAGAUGGUUUGGCACAACAAAUGACCGAGAUUUCUCAAUUGAAAGUUCUUCAUGAGCUGGUCGAUUUGUGUUCAAACAAACAGAGCGCAUUGCAAGGCAAUCAGCUCCAAGUUAUACUGGUUGAAAUAUCCCACCUUUUUGCCACUUUGGGCGAAGCAACGGCAUCUUCUCUAGAGCAGAUACUACCAGGGCUUUUGAAAUGUCUAAGUCACUCAAAUCAUGGAGUAAGACAUGAAGCUGCCGUGACAUUUGGUUCUAUUGCGUCGGUCUUUCCAUCUGAAGGACGCAAAAUUGUUCGAGAAUGCAUCAAUAAGAUCCAAUUCGAACAUGCMGAGAUGAUGUCUACGGCGAGUACUGGAGAGCAAUCUAAUGCCACAGAAGAGAUCAACAGUCCAAGAUUUCGCUUCCGACGUGAGACACCAACGAAAAAGAAAUCAAAUGUGGAUGAAACCCUGAAGCACCAAUAUACGAUUCACGGGAUAUCUCUCGUCGUUGCCACAUUGAUUCGAGACCUUCCUGACCUUCCAGGUGGUCUUCCGACAGAGAUUUUGGAUACAGUGAUGUCUAUUUGUGAAUUUCUCAUAUCCACGUCAACGAACGAUGUCAUAAAGGRAGUUAGUCCGAGCAGUAUAUGCACGUGCAUUCGAGCAGGGUUYUGCCUUAUCGCUGCAGUACUAACUACGGGUCCGGAUGCGAUGUCCAAUCACAUUGCCUCUAUUUUUGGUUUGUGGCAAAAGGUCUGCGAGACGGCGCAAUCGAAAGACAACUUUACUGCUGAUCAUGAAAUGAUGUGUGUAGAGUCGUUGUUAACUUCGAUUGUCACUUUUCUUAAAUUUGGUUCGGAACUUCUUCUGUCUAUACCCGACGCCUUGAGCCGAACUUCAUUAAUUCUCGAGAAUCUCUUACCAUUAUUCUUCAGCAAGGGUCGGCUUGGAUCAAUCCCUGUCAAUCCUACGGCAGCUUGCCGCCUAGAUAGUGCAAAGGCUUCGAUCAUGGAAGCUUUCGCGUGGCUACCUCCGUAAGUGGAAGAAACAAUCSCUUGUAUCUCAUCGAYAGUAGAGAAGAUAACUGACGCAAAUAACUUUUCCCUCUCUAUUCCUCUUCUGGAAAGUGGAUCCUUCCCAAUGAUUGCGGACUCGGUGUUCGGUUUUGCAGCUUCCCAUAUCCAAAAAUCUAUUCAGGACGAUGUGUCAUGUUCAAUACUUCCUUCAUUGAUAAGUAAAGAAGAUAGAAUCCUUGACACCAUUUCCUUUGACAGGGCGAAGGAGUUUGGACAGGUAGGAGGCGCUCACGACCUUGGAAGAGAUAUCUUCCUUCGUACAUCAGAAGUCGCCCAUCAUGGGGAUAGAGAAUCUGCUCUUUUAUUUCUUAGAGAUCAAAAUAAAAGGGAAGGACAGAGCGACGACGCAUUCCUAGAUAGUGAGGUUCUAGGACUGCUAAAUUGUGAAAGAAAAGAGAAACCGCCCACCGUUCUUCAUGAAGUGGGCACAUGGAGAAAACCUGUUGAUCCUUCUUGUGCGACUAGRAUUCGUCUCGUUGACGCUUCAGUGCAAGCCUUUGCUUCUACAUUUGCGCUCCGUAGUGGUAAAGAACAGCAGAAGGCAAUGGACAUCCUACACUCGCUACUUCCACCUCUCCACUUCCAGAAAGGAAGAAAUGCAGGAUUAACAGAUCAGGAUCGAACUGGAAAGGUACGUGUUUGUCGGAUUGAUUCUCAAUAUUUUCAGGAUAUUACUGUUCUUAAACUUUUCAUUUUAUUUUUUGUCAGAUUAAGGAUAACCUUGCACCUGCGACAAACAUAGUUGCUGUAAUUUUGUCGUGUGUCAAAGCUCUUCCAAUUGAAGAAUCGACCCACGAUAUUGCAAUCGGACUAGGGCCGUCAUGGAAGAACAAAGCUUCUACUAUCCUUAUCUCGAUCCUUUCGUCUCGAGCGAACGACGUACGACGUGCAGCAGCGGAAGGUUUGGCGGUUUUGAGCACUCUUGGUAUCAAAGAGGACAUGCGUUUUUUGCAGAGUGCCGUUUUGCAUUCUCUAGAUGAAGUCAUAUCAAGAAACCCAAGUCAGGGACAAGGUCGAAACGCGCUACAGGACAAUYACCAGAAUGGUCGAUCUGGUGGCCUGCUAACAUUGGCUUGUAUUCAGCGAAGCACGCAUCGCAUAACGGAAAGCCGUGCAAGUCGGUCUCGACUUCGGGGAUCGCCUGCAAAGUCUAAMCAUGAAAACGAGGACUCUUURCAAACGAUUCAAAUUAUGACAAGAGUACUUCCCUACGUUGGUKGUCGACUAUCGUCUGGGAUUUCAUUAAAUGCUCGUKCAUCUG
Messenger RNA from Pseudo-nitzschia multistriata, 3934 nucleotides. NCBI's taxonomy places the organism in Eukaryota, Bacillariophyta, Bacillariophyceae, Bacillariales, Bacillariaceae. The record is from the annotation of a GenBank genome assembly.